Ipomoea triloba (trilobed morning glory) is the source of this 2428-nucleotide messenger RNA. RefSeq names its product luminal-binding protein 5. The record is from RefSeq and is a predicted model, not a curated record. Bases 115 to 2118 code for a protein of 667 amino acids. Gene Ontology annotation, molecular function: ATP-dependent protein folding chaperone; ATP binding; ATP hydrolysis activity. The transcript is spliced from 8 exons. Lineage: Eukaryota; Viridiplantae; Streptophyta; Magnoliopsida; Solanales; Convolvulaceae. Gene Ontology annotation, cellular component: endoplasmic reticulum lumen; endoplasmic reticulum chaperone complex; cytoplasm. Gene Ontology annotation, biological process: endoplasmic reticulum unfolded protein response; protein refolding; cellular response to unfolded protein.
ACGGCUUCUCUUCGGUACUGAGUCUCUGAUCUCUGUAAAUUCACGGAAAAUAGAGAUAGAACAGCGGAACCAUAUCUAACUAGCGAGAACAAAACUCAAUCUGAUCCUCGAGCUAUGGCUGUUGGUGCGUGGAAGAGGCGCACGUCCUUGAUCCUUUUCGGAAUCGUUGUUCUCGGGAGCUUAUUUGCCUUUUCAAUCGCAAAGGAGGAAGCAUCCAAAUUAGGGACUGUCAUUGGAAUAGAUCUUGGAACAACUUACUCCUGUGUUGGAGUUUACAAAGAUCAGCGUGUAGAGAUCAUAGCCAAUGACCAAGGUAAUCGUAUCACACCAUCGUGGGUUGGCUUCACUGACAAUGAGAGACUAAUUGGAGAGGCAGCCAAGAACCAAGCCGCCUCCAACCCUGAGAGGACCAUUUUUGAUGUAAAGAGGCUUAUUGGAAGAAAGUUUGAAGACAAAGAAGUACAAAGGGACAUGAAACUUGUUCCUUACAAAAUUGUUAACAGGGAUGGAAAACCAUAUAUACAAGUGAAGAUCAAAGAUGGUGAAACCAAGGUUUUCAGCCCUGAGGAGAUUAGUGCCAUGAUUCUUACUAAGAUGAAGGAAACAGCUGAAGCUUACCUUGGAAAGACAAUCAAGGAUGCAGUUGUCACCGUUCCAGCAUACUUCAAUGAUGCUCAGAGGCAAGCUACUAAGGAUGCAGGCAUCAUUGCUGGAUUGAAUGUGGCUAGGAUUAUUAAUGAACCAACUGCAGCUGCCAUUGCCUAUGGAUUGGACAAGAAAGGCGGUGAAAAGAACAUUCUUGUCUUUGACCUUGGUGGUGGAACUUUUGAUGUUAGUAUCCUAACUAUUGAUAAUGGUGUGUUUGAGGUUCUUUCCACCAAUGGAGAUACUCACCUUGGAGGUGAAGAUUUUGAUCAGAGAAUCAUGGAGUAUUUCAUUAAAUUGAUCAAGAAGAAGCAUGGUAAGGACAUCAGCAAGGACAACAGGGCUCUUGGAAAACUCAGGAGGGAAUGUGAGCGGGCAAAGAGGGCUCUGAGCAGCCAGCAUCAAGUUCGUGUAGAGAUUGAAUCUCUUUUUGAUGGUAAUGACUUGUCAGAACCACUUACUCGGGCUCGUUUUGAGGAGUUGAACAACGAUUUGUUUAGAAAGACUAUGGGGCCUGUUAAGAAGGCUAUGGAGGAUGCUGGGUUACAGAAAAACCAGAUUGAUGAAAUUGUCCUGGUUGGUGGAAGUACUAGGAUUCCAAAAGUUCAACAACUUUUGAAGGAUUACUUUGAUGGUAAGGAACCAAACAAGGGUGUUAACCCUGAUGAGGCUGUUGCUUUCGGUGCAGCUGUGCAAGGUGGAAUCUUGAGUGGGGAAGGAGGUGAUGAAACCAAAGAUAUUCUUCUCCUUGAUGUGGCUCCGCUUACCCUUGGCAUUGAAACCGUUGGUGGAGUGAUGACCAAGUUGAUUCCGAGAAAUACUGUUAUCCCAACAAAAAAAUCUCAAGUUUUCACCACCUACCAAGAUCAACAGACAACUGUCACAAUUCAGGUCUUUGAAGGUGAAAGGAGUCUCACAAAGGACAACAGGUUGCUUGGAAAAUUUGAUCUAACUGGAAUAGCUCCAGCUCCUAGAGGAACACCUCAAAUCGAAGUUACAUUUGAGGUUGAUGCUAAUGGCAUCCUGAACGUUAAAGCCGAAGACAAGGCCUCUGGGCGUUCUGAGAAGAUUACCAUCACUAAUGAUAAAGGUCGGUUGAGCCAAGAAGAAAUUGAGCGGAUGGUGAGGGAGGCUGAAGAGUUUGCUGAGGAGGACAAGAAGGUAAAAGAAAGAAUUGAUGCCCGGAACAGCUUGGAGACGUAUGUUUACAACAUGAAAAACCAGAUCAACGACAAGGACAAGCUAGCAGAUAAACUGGAAUCCGAUGAGAAGGAGAAGAUUGAGACAGCAACAAAAGAGGCCCUUGAAUGGUUGGAUGACAAUCAGAACGCUGAGAAGGAUGAUUAUGUGGAAAAGCUGAAGGAAGUUGAGGCUGUGUGCAACCCAAUCAUCAGCGCUGUGUAUCAGAGAUCUGGUGGAGCCCCUGGGGGUGGAAGCAGUGAUGAUGACGAUGAUUCUCAUGAUGAGCUGUAGAUGAUGAAUGAUGAUUAUUCUUCCUCUUAUUAUUAUUUCUAGGUAUGAGAAAUUUUGUUGAUGCCUAGCUUGGAUAGGGUAAUGGUUGGAUAAUGUUGUGUAUUUUUGGUUUCUCUUCCCCACUGAAACAAUAGCAGAAGACGAGAGAUGGUGGAGAUCUUCCUGAGAAGGGACAUGAAUGAUUACUUCCAGGUUCCUUAGGGUUAAUUUUUGAAACAAAUGCUACAGACAUCUACCCAUACAGAUUGAAAUCAUGUAAUUUUGAAUACAACUUCAUCUCUCUCCAAUCCGAUUUUGUUUUCCUAAGUCA